AGUUCUUUUUCUAUAGGUGGUUAUUCUGAGAGCAGGAAGGAAGUUGGUCUCCAAUUUGAAGCGAAACAAGAAUAUUGUAACACCGAUGGAACUUAGAUAGGCGUUUUAUUUAUUAAGACUUCUCUAAGAAGGAUUGGUGUUUUAAAAUAGGGUACUUGAAACACCACAAUGGCUUCUGGACCAGAUCCUGCUGCUCGUUCCAGAUUUGCAAAGCUCGGAAUGGCAAUAAACGAAGUACUGACACAGACAUACAGAGAUAUUCUAAAGAUGGAGGUGUCUCCUAAUGAUGUUUAUAACAGAGUGAGGGCAUCACCAAUUUAUUUAAAACUCCGGACAGACCAGGAACUUCUUUUGAAAGAUGCUAACUCUUCGGGAUAUGACGAUUUUGACAUUACUCUGAUGUACACAUUGUUAAGAAACAUUUGUUCAAAGAUUCCUCACCCAACUAAAGGUUGGGGUGGGAGUUCCCUCCCUGCUGCAGGAGAUAACACUGUGGGCGACGACAUCGAAAGGAUAAGAUUAAUUCGUAACCAUGUUUAUGGACAUUCCAAUUCAGCGUCUAUUUCACAAGCGGAAUUUGAUAAAAACUGGUCAAAGAUAGAUGACGUAUGUCGCAGACUUAGGUCAUACAGUGGAAAAAACUAUAUGGGAAGUCUUAAAAACAUCACGUCACAGUGCUUAGAAAAAGAGCACGAGGGAGCUGUCAUAGCAAAAAUGAAGGAUGAGUGGAAGAGGUAUCAAUCGAUUUUAGAGAUGAUCACAUCUAUACAAACAAAAGUAGAGCAACUUACAGGAGCAUUAGUUCCAGGGGAAAAAAGGAAAGUUUCAGGAAAUCGUCUCAAACGCUUGAGAAUUCAUCAAAAGGCGAAGGAAUCGUCAAAGCAAAAAGAUGUGGAUACAUGUACAGAAAUGAUAAAGGAAACUUUAAACGCGAUGGUUGAGGUUAUCAAUGAAAGAUCGACAGAAGAAGAUAUAUAUGAUGUACAGAAUAAAUUAGAACAAUAUAUCCAGGGAGUUUCAUGUGAGGAAGACAAAGAAUCUGCUUUUCACUUACUUGAAAAUAUGAAGAAGAAAAUUUUCUGGUUUGCAAAAAUACACCCAGAUAAACAAAUCACUGUUCUGAAAAGAUUUGUUGAUUUUUUGUUCGAACUCAGAACAAAGUACGAUGUGGAUAGCGUUCUGUGUAAGACCGGAAGUGUCCUGUUGGAAUUGACUUUUGGAACAGAGAGCGGAUACACUAGGUUUCUGGACGAUGUAAAGAAGGGAAUUUUUGGUCAGAGAUUGAACGGUAUAUUUGUUGAUGGAGAUCUUCUUUCUAUAGUCGGCCUGAUGAAGGAAGAAAUAUACAUUUCUAUUACAGAUAUUAUGAAUGAAGCAGAAACAACAGACAUACUGAUAGCUCCUGAGAAUACAAAAGCGGAAACAACAGACAUACCGAUAGCGCCUGAGAAUACAAAAGCGGAAACAACAGACAUACCGAUAGCUCCUGAGAAUACAGAAACUCCAGUGCUAGGUGUAACUACACCUCCCCCUCAUUCCACCAUAGGUUCACCAGUAACAGUUGCAGUAAGAUCUCUUUCAUCAUUCAUCAAAUAUCAUGAAACACUUGACAAACCUCUUGGAACAUAUCAACAGGGACGAAAUCCAACGUUUUCCAAAAUGCACGGCAAAAAUAUUGACAAGGAUAAAAAUCACCCAAGGGGUAUUAAUACACUCAAAUGGAAAUUUUCCGAGUCCCAAGGAAUAGCAUUUUCGGAUUUCCCACUCAAAGAAAACCGGAAGUAUGAGGCUAUCUUCAAUGGAAGUGGGCAUGCUAGCAUCGGACUCACGCAAACCGAUCCGGAAAACUUGAAAACUUUUCCCCAAGCAAUUGAGAAAGAUCAGAUACUUUUUUUGACCGAUAUUCGUUUCCACAAACGUACAUGUAUUGUAGACAUUGUUAAGAGAGAUGACAGUACGGGCUUCGUCUUUGAGACUCAUUAUCAAAAGGGUACUACCCAGAAGAAGACGCUAGUGCAUACCGCUGAUGUUUGGAUCGUGAUAUAUCUGAAGUUUGGAGAUAUAAGUGCGGAAUUGAAAGACAAAGAAAACCAAGCAGCUCUCCGAUUCCAUAAGAAACAUGACAAGAAUAUUACACUCACCAGAGAACGAUAUAAAAUAUCUCUUACUGUGCCCUAUCCUUUGGCUUAUGCAUUCAUAGGGGACGCCAUAGCGAAGGGACAGAGCAUCCACGUCCAAGCUCGCCACGUGGACGACAACAAAAAACCACGACAAUAUCACUUGCGGAUUGGCAUUUCUAACACUACUGCAAUUUCGUCCGAUGAUUUGCAAUUUUCCCUGAAUGUUGUUCACAAACUUGAACGAGACAAUUGUAUUGGGGAUAUUUAUAUAUGUGUAACUAAGCGAGGACGUUUUCACAUAUGGAAAGACGUUUGCCUAUUCGUUAGGGAUCUGUCCAGGUCAAAUGUCAACCCGAGAAAACCACUGUAUGUGUGUUUCGAAAUAGUUCGCAUCUGCUUAGAAACCUUUGGAAUUUCAGUUUGUACUCACAAAACGGAGGGAAUUGAAAAUCCCGGACCUUCCGUUGAAAAUAAACCGUAUGUCUCGUUUUAUCAUGUUGAUUCUCUGCGUCAUCUCGACCAAAAGUUGUCAGAUGGUAAGUUCACUGCAGAAGAUGUUAGAACAAUAAAUAAUAUAACAGAAGAUCUAACAGAGUACGCAAAUUUCGUGGUCUCGGAUGUGGAUCACGAGCGUGAAGCAACGGAGGAUGAUUAUUUAAUACCAGUAUCAGCCACCCUAGGAACGAACGACAGCUGGAGACAGGAGAAGACGGAUCAGGACCCUCAGGAAUCUGAUAACACACCCAUGUUGACGAUAAUCUACGAAAUGCUGGUGAAGAUGGCACGAACAGCUGAGAAACAACAUCUUGAACGACGUACAUUAAUGACAGAUCUACAGGUGGUUCUUCAAAAGAAUAUAGAAAGUAUUGAAAUGAUACAGAACUAUUUCAAAUCUCCAUCACAUGAGAAACCACGACGCUAUGCAAUGGAUUCCUUUUGCAGACACCUACGAACAAUUUGUGCCGAUUUCAUUCAGAGCGUGUUCGUUUUUCCACUUUGCGACCAUUUGUUUCAAUACGAAAUACUACAUCUUGAACAAUACACAGUGAUUCGUGAAGAAUACAAACGUCAACCAAUCGAAGCCAACAGGACUCUUUUCCGCUUUCUAUCAAUAGAAAACUACACGCCCGAGCAAUUAGAAAACAUAAAACAAGCCUUCAUUAGAAGCAAUCAAGAACAUUUUCUGCCUCAGUGAGGUUAACAUGUUCGUAAUCUACGAAUUUCGUCAUCCUCACUAGCUACAUACAGUGCUCACCUCGUGUCGUAUGCUCGGUUUCCUGUCGCGAAAGACCUCGGUCAAGUCAGGUCUCGCCCGUCCUUUUCCGUAACCGAAAAGAUGACGGUGAACCGAGCGUAAAGAUUUAUUUGCUGUUACGGUUGAUCUUGAUCGUUGAAAUUGAAAUCCCUGGAUUUAUUUUAAUACUGUGUCUCAUUAGGAUUUGACACGAUAAACAAUUCUCACUUCAUUGCAUUGAACUGAUUUCAUGUUGGUGUCUUGUAUGGACUUUUCUUGCUGGGACGUUAAACACAAUUAAUCAAUAGAUCGACGAAUUGAUCCAGUAAUAAGUCAUUCAAUUUGAUAUGUUAUUUCUACGACAGAAUUGAACGGAAAGUUGCGUGUGUUUGCGUUCGUUUGUUUUAGUAUCUGAAACUGUGCGGACAACCCAUCAAUAGUACCACCCCGGGGUCUUUCAUCGCAUUCUGACCGACGGGAGAGGACGAAACAGGCGGACAUUUGAUUGUGUCCUAUACCAUGUACAUAUCUCAUGCAUGUUGUUUUUAUUUCCACCUGCAUAUGCAUGGGGUUGUUAAUUUCAAUCUGCAUAUGCAUGAAAUUGUUGACUUCAUGUUGACGUCAAAUGAGGAUAUACAGAGUCCGUGUGUGUCCAGCUUUUAAUUAAUUUUGUAUUCCUUAUGGGAGUUGUGAGAUUGAUCAGCUUAAACAUAUUGAUUUUAUUUUUAUUUAUCUACAGAAAAUUUCAAUAAAUAUGUAGAUAAUGUUGACAAUGUGUUUUGGAGAGAUGUGUUUAAAGCAUUAUCAAUAUUUAUCUCUCUUUGUGUGAUAGAUUUUUGAAAUUUAGAUAAAGGAAACUCUUUAUACGAAUCUGUUGACAGAAGCAUUAAGACCUUGUAUGACUUAGUUUUUCAAAUGUGUUAAUGAUGUAAAAGAUGUGAUUGAUACAAAGAAUAUUUUGAGCUAUUACUGCCUUAUUUCAAAAGUAUCCUUAAAUAUUAAAAGACAAAUAGCUGCUUCUACAAAGUAAAUCAUAAAGCGUUGCAUCCAAAUCAUUGUAUUGUACAGAAAAUGCAAUCUAGAUGUAAAACUUAUACGGUACCAAUUUUGAUGCACCAGAUGCGCAAUUCGACAAAUAAUGUAUAUUCAGUGAUGCUCAACCGAUAUGUUUGAAAUCCGAAAUAAGAAUGAACGUUUAAAGAUAUUAUAGGGAAAAACAGGGGGUCAAAAAAGUGGAGUCAAAUUCGUCUAAGGAUAAGAGCCAUUUUCAAAUUUUUGUGUUAAUAAUUUUAUCGAAAUGGUAUUUUGCAUUUUAGAAUAACGUUUUAAUGCUCAAUUGUUUGAAAUAAAAAGAUUACCAACAAGUCAAAA
Molecule: messenger RNA, 4725 nt
Organism: Ostrea edulis (European flat oyster)
Lineage: Eukaryota; Metazoa; Mollusca; Bivalvia; Ostreida; Ostreidae
Exons: 7
Coding region: 169-3315 (1048 amino acids)
Source: RefSeq, a predicted model, not a curated record